AUGUUGAUAUGGCUUGAAAACGCACCUGUGUUUGGUGUUGAUAAAGAUGAAGAUGUUGUUGCGUACAUUGAUAGCAUUAUUACGUGUAGGAAACCAAAUAGCGACCCAGAAUUACUUGAUCUUGUUAACCGACAGACACACAGGCAUUCCCAUACUUGCAGGAAAAGGUCUAAAAAUAUUUGUAGAUUUAACUACCCACAACCACCAAUGGGGUCCACUCAGAUUCUGUACCCACUUGAUGACAAUACACCUCCGACUGUUGUCAAAAGCAGUAAAGAAUUGUGGAAAAAUAUUAGGGGCAAGCUAAAUGAUCUUAAAGAAGGUAAAAACAUUACAUUUUCUGAACUUUUAGAAGAGUUAGACGUUUCGGAACGUCAAUAUUACCUUGCAAUUCGAUCAUCUUUAAACUGUCCAACAUUAUUUUUAAAAAGAAGUCCAAACGAAUUAAGGAUAAAUAAUUACAAUCGUACAUGCCUUCAGGCAUGGAGAGCUAAUAUGGAUAUUCAAUAUGUCUUAGAUGUGUAUGCAUGUGCCAUGUAUAUUGUUUCAUAUAUUUCCAAAGCUCAAAAGGGAAUGAGUGAAUUACUACGCAAAGCUGUUGAUGAAGCAAAACAGGGAAACACGAACAUAAAACAGCAAGUUCGUGAUAUUGGAAACAAGUUUUUGAAUUCUGUAGAAAUUUGUGCACAAGAAGCAGUCUAUGUAGUUCUGCAACUUCCUAUGCGAAAGGCAUCACGUAGUGUCAUUUUUAUUAAUACAUCUCCUCCUGCUGAACGAGUCGAGUUGCUAAAACCUUUGAGUGAAAUAGAAAAAAUGUCAGACGAAUGCGAAGAAAUACAAUCUGGUGGGCUUUUAAAAAGAUAUGUAGAACGACCUGAAUGUAUGCAAAAUACAACAUUAGCUGAUUGGGCGGCAUGGUAUGACUCCUGUAUUAUAUAUAGUUGCAGAAAAACAAACAAAAAGACCGACAUCGAUAAUCUCCCAAUGGAGAACAAUGAAGAAAAUAACGAUGACCAGUUAUUGGAAAAUAAUCCAGGUGUAAAUGCUACAAUAAGUAAAGCAGUAAAGAAAAGAAUUCAAGCGAGAAUAAUCCGAAGUGUCUGGUUCAAUAAAGAGGCUCAACCGAACAAACAUUAUCGUGA
Messenger RNA from Paramuricea clavata, 1142 nucleotides. NCBI's taxonomy places the organism in Eukaryota, Metazoa, Cnidaria, Anthozoa, Malacalcyonacea, Plexauridae. The record is from the annotation of a GenBank genome assembly.